Molecule: messenger RNA, 1740 nt
Organism: Lecanosticta acicola
Lineage: Eukaryota; Fungi; Ascomycota; Dothideomycetes; Mycosphaerellales; Mycosphaerellaceae
Source: the annotation of a GenBank genome assembly
AUGGACUCCACAGAGCCAGCGGAGGAAGAAGCGCUGCUCUACCAGGUUUCCUCGGCGAGCAGCACCGAACGAGACGACGACUCGGACGGCUACGAGCUCGACGACUUCGACGAUGAGCCUUCGCUUGCACCUCUCACAUUCACACAAAGACCUCGAUGGUGGCGUCCGAUGCCGCGGAGACUGGGACAUAGACGAGGUGGUUCGGGAUCUUCACUAUUCACAAUACAUCCGCCGAGACGGAGACGAGCGCUGCUGUAUCGGGCGGUGCAACUACUGGCCCUCGUUCCACACAUCGUCCUCUCCUCGAUAAUUCUCUGCGGCAUCUUCUUCCCUUCCUAUUCCUACCCUCCUGAGCGAUACCUGGAGCUUCGAGCCCGAGUGCAGGAACAAGGGCUGACGGCCAACACGAACAACGAGAAAGUCUUCAUUGCGGCCAGUUUGUACGAUCGGGAGGGCGAGGUGGUAUCAGGUCUAUGGGGUCAAUCGGUGCUACACCUGAUCGAUAUACUUGGGAAAGAGAAUGUCUUCUUAAGCAUCUACGAGAACGAUCCCGACGAGAAAGCGCAGGAAGCUCUCGAUGCGUUCGCAAAGAACGUGACAUGCGAGUCGGCAAUCGUGACCGAGGAGUUGGACCUGCACAAGCUUCCACACGUCUCUACGCCCGACGGCCAUCAGAGGCUGAAGAGAAUUGCAUUUCUCGCCGACGUUCGAAAUCGUGCCCUGCGGCCUCUGGAGGACGUAGACUCGAAAGCUUACAGUACCCGAUUCGACAAGUUACUUUACCUGAAUGACGUAGUGUUCGAUCCGAUCGAUGCUGCGAAUCUGCUCUUCUCUACCAACGUCGAUGAGCAGUCCGGGAGGACUCAGUAUCGAGCCGCGUGCGCCAUCGAUUUUAUCAAUCCGUUCAAAUUCUACGAUACAUUUGCGACGCGAGACCUGGAAGGCAACGAUAUGGGCGUGGUAUUCUACCCCUGGUUUACUGGAGCCGGAGAAGGCGAGAGCAGGAAGGAUGUUCUACAGCAGAAGGACGCUGUCAGGGUGAAGAGCUGUUGGGGAGGCAUGGUUGCUUUUGAGGCCAGAUGGUUCCAGCAACACUUGCAUCAAAAGAAAUUCGUAUCAUCCGCGGAAUCUUCUGGAGCGGCUGCCGACUCGUACUAUCACGUCGACAUGACGAGAAACAAUCCAUCGCACACGUCGCAAGUGGCUUUCUCUGGCAGCAACUCUUCGCUUCGAUUCCGAGCUGAAACGGACACAUACUGGGAUGCAUCCGAAUGCUGUCUGAUUCACGCGGAUCUGUCAUCCAUGGACUCGGAUCUGCUGGGUGUGAACGAGACGGGCAUCUACAUGAACCCAUACAUUCGUGUGGCCUAUUCUGCCUCGGUUUUGCCCUGGCUAUCGUUCACGAAACGAUUCGAGAGACUCUAUACACCCGUACACAGCAUUAUCAACUGGAUCGCAGAGCGACCUUCAUUCAACCCACGACAACUUCAGCAGCCCGGAGACGAAGUGACCGAUAGCGUGUGGGUAUGGCAUCAAGACAGUCUGGAAAAGCUGCGUCAAGGGACUGUGCAGUCGUCUAAGGAUCUCAUUGGCCAUUUCGAACAAGUCCGGAGAAAGGCUCUCCCUGGUGGCUUCUGCGGCAUGCGGAAGCUAUUGUACAUCAACGAAGACCCGUCCAAUGGCCAGGGCAAAUGGGCCUCUGAGAAGCUUCCCUUGGGAGGAGACCGGAAGAGCGUGUAA